AGAUUUCUUUUGAAAUGUUUGUCCUGUGCAGUGGCAAAAGGGUUAUUUUUGUAACUGGAAGGACUGGAAAUUUACAUAAGGAGAGGAAAAAAAAAACUUAAACUCAACAAACUCAAAUUCUGUUCUGGGAAUACCUGCUGUGUUCCCGUUAUAAACAUAGCUGUGAGCAGUUAUAAGAUCCCAUCUGUGGCAUGAGUUUCUUCUCCUUUACCCCUUCUUUUCCCUCUCUACAGUUCAAUAUGGUUUAGGUUUUUAGUUUCCCUUUCUAACCAAUCUGUUGCAGAUAAAAAAGAAAAAGCGAGGAGGAGAAAGAAAAGGUUGCUAGAAAUAAUUUCUUUGGAAGUUACAUAACCUCCCCUCAAUGUAUUUAGGAACGUGUCUCUGCCUUUCAGCUGCACCAGGCAUAACCCACCAUCUUCCUUUAAAGCAGCAGUCGAGGAGAUUUUGCACUCAGAUGUUGGAUUGUGAAAUGUAGCAGCCAAGGCAUGGACACGUCUCCCUCCCUCUGUUUCCCCCUUCCAUGGGCAGUGCCUUCAGACAGAGAGCACAGAUGUGUCUGGGAAUGGCAUCAUCCCCAACCGCUGCAGCAAAGCCUCCAGAUGGCCGGGGCGCGCAGUGAGUGCUUCGUGUGGAGCAUCUCCCAAGGAGACCUGGUAAUCUCUGAAAUAACUUGCACACUCUCAGGUUAAAGACCUUCUGAGUGUGUGUUACACAGCCACAGCUGUGAUUCAAGCCUUUGGGAUGGAGAUGGAAUAAAUAGCCUGAGUAAUAUUUCUGUUUGAGUCAGUGGCGGGUUUCUGUCAGGGGCUUCAACAAGAUUUCUUCACCAGCCUUUUAUCACUUUAAUUUCCCUGCUGUACUCUUGUCCAGCAAAACUAAUUAAGGCAAAAUGUGGCUAGAUUAGCUUUGAAAGCAGAGGGGCUUUUUCUUUAAAACUGAAAGUAAUUAUGAAAUCAUAUUUUAAUUAUCUGCUUCCCAGUAUUUUAAGGUGUCAUAUGUUGACGCCUCACAACAAGUAUUUUUUAUUUCCCUGCUUUUGUUUUUAAGUGGCUAUGCUUGGUGAUUUUUCUAUACACUUGACCUGCUGUUAAAGAAAUCUGUUCUAAAUUUAAGUUCUGAGUAAACUAAUGACAAAAAAUUAGACUUCUGUCCUAUUUAAAUGGUUUGGUUGACAUAGCUUAUAUCCUGUUUAUUUCAGAAAGUCUUUGUGAAUAAAACUGGACUCUUGCAUCUCAAGGAGUGAUUUUUGCUCGAGACUCUCUAAAUCAUUCAGACCUUUCCAUUUAAUGCUUUGAACUAUUGAUUAAAUAUAUUCGCUCUGGUUUGCUUUAAUCUGAUUGCACAUCUAGAAGUUUUCUUCUGAUGUGGCGCAGCCAUGUCUGGUGUAAGCUGGCUUAAUUAGCGCUGCUUAGUGAUUUGGGACCCCUGUCAAAGGCUGCUAUGUUAUCUGGAAACAGAAGGAGUUAAAGCUGAAGCUGUGACCUCAUCCCUGUUCAUGUUACACUGGAAUAGAAGCUGCGCUGAAAGGGAUUGUUUGGCUGCAUCGCUGUCUCUGCUGCUGCUUGAUUGCUUUAAUUCGGUUCUGAUAUCUGUCGCACACUCGCUGAACAACUCUUACAGUAGGGAUUUGUGGCAGUGCUAGAGGCAAAGGAAGCCGUGCUAAUAUCGAAUGCCCGUGGAAACAGCUCCCACGGCGAUACACUCAGAUCUUUCUACCUGAUUCCAACUUCUUACUGAAAAUUGAAGCGGCACCGAGGAGAGCUCACACACACACAGAGAAACACGCACGCACUCCCGCCCAGCCGUGCGCUUCGGCAGCCGCGCGUGCCUUUUAUUCCCUAAUUCCCACGCCGGCUGCGUGGGAGCCGCGGGAGCGCCGCUGUGGCUUUAACGUGGGAGCGGCGCAGGCUACAAUAGGUGUCACUGUGUGCGAGCCCAAUCGCGCUCCGUGCCUGCAGCCAUUGGCUCCGGCCGCACGGCUCCGGUCCCGCUCCGCUCCCAGCCCUGCCCGCACAACUUGGGCUCGCCGGCAGCCUGGCACUGCCACCGGGCGCUCCUGCCGCCCUCUGCCCGGGCUCUAGCGCUGCCAGGCGGCUCCUGAUCGGGAAAGCUGGAAAGAAAGCAAGCUGGAAGGAAUGAUGGGGAUGUAUUUAACGAUUCAAGUACUGGAUCAAACUUAAAGUCAGUUUCUUACUCGGUGCGCUGGAAAGGUCACCUUGUCUUGCUGGAAAAGAAGCAAACUCUCAGCUCUGCUGCUUUUGGUGUAACAGCUUCCACGUACAUUCCUAAAUGUUCCUAGCUAGUUAGGCUGUCGGGCUUUACACACGGGUAUACUCAUGGUAGAUGAGAAAGGAAAGAACAUGAAAUGUCUCACCUUCUUCUUGAUGCUUCCAGAGACGGUCAAGAACAGGUCUAAGAAGAGCUCUAAGAAAGGAAAUAGCAGCAGCAGUAGCAACAGCAAAUUGCCUCCAGUUUGCUAUGAAAUCAUUACCUUGAAGACCAAAAAGAAGAAGAAGAUGGCUGCUGAUAUUUUUCCCCGAAAGAAACCAGCUAACACUAAUACAACUGCUGUCCAGCAGUACCAUCAGCAAAACCUCAAUAACAACAACACUAUUCCUGCACCUAAUUGGCAAGGACUUUAUCCAACCAUCAGAGAGAGAAAUGCAGUGAUGUUCAACAAUGACUUGAUGGCAGAUGUUCAUUUUGUGGUCGGGCCACCAGGUGGGACCCAGCGGCUGCCAGGACACAAAUAUGUCCUGGCUGUUGGGAGCUCUGUAUUCCAUGCGAUGUUUUACGGAGAGCUUGCUGAGGACAAAGAUGAGAUCCGUAUACCAGAUGUUGAGCCUGCUGCUUUUCUUGCAAUGCUGAAGUACAUCUAUUGUGAUGAGAUCGAUUUGGCCGCAGACACCGUCCUGGCCACACUUUAUGCUGCCAAGAAGUACAUUGUCCCUCACCUGGCCCGAGCCUGCGUCAACUUCCUCGAGACAAGUCUGAGUGCAAAGAAUGCCUGUGUGCUGCUCUCCCAGAGCUGCUUAUUCGAGGAACCUGACCUGACCCAGCGCUGCUGGGAAGUGAUUGAUGCCCAAGCUGAGCUCGCUUUGAAGUCUGAGGGCUUCUGUGACAUUGAUUUUCAGACUCUUGAAAGCAUUCUCCGAAGGGAGACUCUGAAUGCCAAAGAAAUUGUUGUUUUCGAGGCAGCUCUGAACUGGGCUGAAGUGGAGUGCCAGCGACAGGAGCUGACGGCCACCAUAGAGAACAAGCGCAAGGUGCUGGGCAAGGCUCUCUACCUGAUCCGCAUCCCUACCAUGGCCCUCGACGACUUCGCCAACGGCGCUGCUCAGUCCGGGAUCCUGACGCUCAACGAAACCAACGACAUCUUCCUCUGGUACACGGCUGCCAAAAAGCCGGAGCUGCAGUUUGUCAGCAAGCCCCGGAAAGGCCUCGUCCCUCAGCGCUGCCACCGCUUCCAGUCCUGCGCUUACCGCAGCAACCAGUGGCGCUACCGGGGCCGCUGUGACAGCAUCCAGUUUGCUGUUGAUAAGAGAGUGUUCAUUGCCGGCUUUGGGCUCUACGGCUCCAGCUGUGGGUCGGCAGAGUACAGCGCCAAGAUCGAACUGAAGCGACAGGGAGUUAUCCUGGGCCAGAACUUGAGUAAAUACUUCUCAGAUGGCUCUAGUAACACUUUUCCCGUGUGGUUUGAAUAUCCAGUGCAGAUUGAGCCUGACACCUUUUACACAGCAAGCGUGAUUCUGGAUGGGAACGAGCUCAGCUAUUUUGGACAGGAAGGAAUGACAGAAGUUCAGUGUGGGAAGGUGACUGUUCAGUUUCAGUGCUCCUCGGACAGUACAAAUGGCACGGGGGUACAGGGAGGACAAAUUCCCGAACUCAUAUUUUACGCUUGAAUGGGAGUGUGUGGAUACAAAAAGCAUUUUGCUAUGAAGAACCUGUCUGGUUCAGGCCUACUGACACUUAGCUUUUUAUCUGCAGAUAUGUGAUCAGUACAGGGAAUACAUAACUAAAUGCUGUGGCAAGUUCCUGGCUUGCUGUACUUGUAGCAUCGUUGGUGAUUAAGUGUAAUAUUUAAACUGGAAGCUCGUAGAAACAAGCAAGUUUUAAAGGCUUUGUAAGAGGGGUGCCUGUUUGCUGGUGAUGCUCACCCUUCCUUUGAUGCACCUGUGAAUCACCAGAGGACGUCCCCCUCUUGUAUCUCACUAAACACUGUCUUCAUUGAUCUGUUUUCUCUUUCUCCGUUUUCUGCUUUCUGCUGGUAUUGGGGAGGUAGGGAUAGAAAAUGAAGAGCCUUAUUUUAUAGCUCUCUCUGCUGUCUGCUCUGCAGACUUUAGAGAUUCCAGUAACCAAGCUGCUUUUGACCAUGGGGGCUGAAAGAAGUCCUUCAGUUAAAAGCAGAAAAAGUGCAAAUUUAAACCCUCAUCCUGUGAGAUUCUCCUGCAGCCUGUUUGGGAUGGCUUCAGGGGAAGAUGGGGAGAAGGAAGCAUCUUGCAGGAAGCUCCAUGGCAUACUGACUGUGUCCCCAGUGCAUGGACAUGUUCACAGUGAGGAAGGGAUGUGGGCUUGGCAAGUUACCCUUGGAGUUGAUUUUCUAGGAACCCCACCUUGAAGGCAAGGAAGUACUUGCAUGUGUUCAAAUUGUGAAUGCAGCUCUUGAAACUCUAUUCCCAUGACCCAGGUUUUGCUACAUUGGAGUUGAUCUGCUCUUUAAGCAGCAUUUCAUUGAACCCUUGCUAAAUAAAUGGGAAUUUAUAUCAAUCAUCUGAUGCAGGAUAAUUUUUCUUUGUUUGUUUUGGGUGGGUUUUUUUCUUUUUCCUAAACAUGGUAGAGGCAGAAUUUAGAGGAACAAAAGAAUGUAUCAAUCUUGACUUGUAUUUUUUUCUGUAAUACAAGAUUUUUUUUCUUUUCUUUUUAUUACCAGCUGAAAUUUAGACAGACAGAAGAUUCCCAACUGUGGUCAUAUUACACUUAGUUAUAUACCAUCAGAUAGCAGUGAGGGGGAGGAAGUCUCCUGUAAUGGGUUAUUGUUGGAGCUCUUGCAACUUCUUAUGGCUACACAUCAAUCAGAGGAUUAUGUGGUACAGAACCUUUCUCUUGCCUGAGUUUUUUCCCCCAAACUUCCUGUCGCAUGUCCAUAUCAUUUUUGCAAAAGUAUGAGGGAUACUCCUUGUAUCAGGGAAAGAAACUAGUAUAAAUAAGAACUACAGGUACUAUUGAAACAUAAGAAAAUCCUUCAUCACUGCACUGGGACAGUGGUUCCUCAAAGGCUACACUGCCCAUUGUAAAGCAUUUCAUUCUUGCUUCACCUCCAAAGUGGGUUCUGUUUGUUGCGUACCUUUUAACAAAAUGAGAGGACCAAAUGAUUCUUUAGACUGGCUGAAGAUUAAUAUUACAGUAUAUGAACACAUUAAUGUAGCAUAACCCUAAAUUCACUUGUCAGUUCUGUAGUAAAAAUGUUUUUCUCAUAUGAUUUCUUACCAGUUUAAUACUAUUUCUCUAAGUGUUGCUCGGCGGUUGGAAUCCUGGCCCCUGGCCAUUGGAAAGUGCCAAAAUACAUCUUUGCAGUGUCCAAAAUACCAUCUGAAGUAAGGAAAACUGGAGUGUAGUCAUCAAACACUUCAUGGCCAAAGCCCAGAUCUUCCCUCUAGGUAAUAAAAGGAGAACCAGGUAAAAAAGUACCCUGCAGGAUUUAUGCCUUUCAUCCAUCUUAGCAUUUAAUGUUUUGUAUACAUACAUGUGUGUGUAAGCAGCACUCUUUCUCAAAUGUAAAUACCCUCAAAAUACAUAGAAAAAUGUUUUGUUUUUUGUAACAGAUGUACAUAAUCCAGACUGCUCGUGAAAUCUAAACAGAAUGCUCCAUGGAAAACUCCCAGGGAGAGAUUUAAAAAAACCUCCUGUUAUUUAUAUUUAGAUCUGCAGCUGAAAAUAGACGAGUAUAAAUGGUAUGGAGUGGAGAAAGAGUUGCUGAAGAGAUCAUAAAAAGGAAUCUGAGAUUGUGAUGAGGUAAUGGUCAUCUACUUUUAGACAACAUUUGAGCAGCAAUUCCAUUUAUUUAGAUACAUUUCAAAGCAGAGAAAGAUGCUAAUCAGCUGAUUAAGUUUUCAUACAGCAAGUGGCUGAUGCAGACGUAAUUACUCCGAGUGAUGAGCAGAUUGACAGGUUGUUUGUGGUAGUGAGCUGCAUUCCGAUUUGUUUGGUAAAAAAAAUGUGCCACAGCUGGUGGGACAAGUCAGAGAGUACUGCAUUGGUUUAACUAGUCUUGGGUUCUCACUUUUAAUUUAUUAUUUGUUUUGACUUACCUGCAAAUAAAGGUGAUGUAUCUGCUAUGUUCACUGGCUGGAAGAGCAGUUCAGAGAUCGGAAUACUCUGUAGCUGUAAUAUGUAGAAAAUGAUCUGUUACUUAAUUAUUGUUCUUAUUUGAUUCUUUUAUGAAGUCUUUUUGACGAAGUAGGGUGAAAGCAACCUCUAGCUUAAUUCCUCUGAGUCUGUUCCAGGUUUUAGGAGCUGGUGCAGGGAAAGGUUUCCAGCGUGGUUGAUCAAACAAACAAAGGCACCCAAAACACCUUUUGAUGCUCACAGCACAACUUGCUUCUGAGCACUUGGUGAUGCUAGCAAGUACUGGGAUGUAAGAAGGUGACCAGUGCCACUCACCUGGGGACAUCAGGGCACUUCAGGAGGUGUCUGAAUGUGGAUUUGGUUGGUUUAACAGAAGCACCCAAGCCUGAAUACACUGACUGACAUUUUGCAAGCAUCAGCCAUAUCAGCCUGGAAUGUAAAGGUAAUAUCGAUAGAGAUCACCUCACAGAUUCUGUCUAAACUGUUCCUGGCUGUCUUUGCUACUUGUAUCUUUGAUUUGCUGGUGAGAGGAAUCUGUGAUAAGAGAGUAUAAUGUAAUAUACUUUCUGCAUAUCUAAAAUAGUAUUUAAGUAAGCAUUUUAAUUUCUACACACCUAUUGCACUGAACUGGUUUGGAUUUGUUUGUUUGUUUUGGUUUUUUUUGUGAUAAACUCGGCUCACUUCAGGUCCCACCACCCAUUUGUGCUGAAGCAGUGUUUGAUCUUAGCAGGCUUACAGCAUUAUUUAUAAAGGACAGAUAUAUAUAAAUAUAUGAAGUACCUCAUGUUGAAUGUUAUUGUACUGUAUCUUUAAUGUCACAGUGCAGAUCUUGUUGGACUCAUGAAUGUGUAUAAUCACGUUAAACAUAAAAAUAAAAAUGAUUCUUAAA
Parus major (Great Tit) is the source of this 7234-nucleotide messenger RNA. It is a transcript of the gene BTBD3, whose product is annotated as BTB domain containing 3. The coding region runs from base 2337 to 3902 and encodes 521 amino acids. Gene Ontology annotation, molecular function: protein binding. Gene Ontology annotation, biological process: dendrite morphogenesis; cerebral cortex development; neurogenesis. The transcript has 4 exons. Lineage: Eukaryota; Metazoa; Chordata; Aves; Passeriformes; Paridae. The record is from RefSeq and is a predicted model, not a curated record. Gene Ontology annotation, cellular component: cytosol.